This is a messenger RNA of Ctenopharyngodon idella (grass carp), 5057 nucleotides long. It is a transcript of the gene ndst1a, whose product is annotated as N-deacetylase/N-sulfotransferase (heparan glucosaminyl) 1a. NCBI's taxonomy places the organism in Eukaryota, Metazoa, Chordata, Actinopteri, Cypriniformes, Xenocyprididae. Gene Ontology annotation, cellular component: Golgi apparatus. The record is from RefSeq and is a predicted model, not a curated record. Bases 740 to 3373 code for a protein of 877 amino acids. Gene Ontology annotation, molecular function: deacetylase activity; heparan sulfate N-sulfotransferase activity. The transcript is spliced from 18 exons.
GCUUGUAAAGCGUCAGUUCAGUGCACGUGUGUUUCACUCAGCUGGCGUCUUACUGCGUGCGCACACACCGCACGAGACGCGCGCCGGAGGACAAGCGAAUUUACCGGAAUACCGUUAAAACUGUAUCACUGGAUGAGCGGUGAGGGAGUGACGCAGGCCACGCGCUCGGACAGACAAGACGCGCGUCCGGACGCGUUCAGCCCCGGUUCUGCUGUGAAUCAGGAGAGGCAGGUUGGCAGCUGUCGUUUGGCAGAGAGUGAUGGAUUGUGGGUAAUCUGACUCUGAAAUCUUCAUCUGUUCAGUGGGGUCUCAUUAUGGAUGAUGUCAUCACUCAAACUGUUUGCCCUCAAGGACAACUGUACUAUGUGGAGAUUUACUGAGAUGCUCUGAGACGCUGAAAACACUGGAUCAUGAACUGCUCACAUGUGUGCAGGUUCCAACCGGGAUACCGUAGAAAUGAUUAUCUGUCAAUCACAGCAGAGCCGGCUCCUGUCAGCUGUCCGUGACCAAUCAAGUUGGUCAGAGUGAACAAGAGGGUGGAGCCGGUCCAAUGACGGACAAACGAAACAUCCACUCAAGCUUAGAGCCCCGCCCCCUCUCUCCACCUCAGCAAUGGUCACAUAGAAGCACAGAGACAUUUGUAUUAUGUUCCUCUCGUUUUAUGUCCCCAAAAGAUCGUGAACAUGUAGAUUGAACUCCAGUUUUCCUUCUUUUAGCUGUUUGUUUGUUUGUUUGUGUGAUGCCCGGCGUGCUCCGCCUGCGCCGUCUCGUUCGCCAGGUGCCGCUACAGACCAGCUUCGUCUUCCUCUUCCUCCUCUGUGUUCUCAGCGUCUUCUUGUCUUCUUACUUCCUGUAUGCUGUCAAACGAGAGCUCGAACCAUCUGUGACAGCAGGACAUGCAGCCGAUGACCUCUACCUGACCUCUCCUCGACCACUCCCCUACCUUGCUCGAGUGGGUGGGACGUUGUCGUCCGAUGGCUCUCGGAUGGAUCCGGUCGUGCUGGUGUUCGUGGAGAGUCAGUAUUCACAGCUCGGCCAGGAGAUCGUGGCCAUCCUGGAGUCUGCUCGAUUCCGGUACCGGAUGGAAAUUUCUCCCGGAAAAGGGGACAUGCCCACGUUAACGGACGGACAGCGGGGCCGCUUUGUGCUGAUCGUGUAUGAAAACAUCCUGAAGUAUGUGAACAUGGAUGCCUGGAAUAGGGAAUUACUGGACAGAUACUGUAUUGAGUUUGGAGUUGGAAUUAUUGGCUUCUUUAAGGCCAAUGAGAACAGUCUGUUGAGUGCGCAGCUGAAAGGAUUUCCUCUGUUCCUGCACUCCAACCUGGGACUAAAGGACUGUACUGUCAACCCUAAAUCACCUCUGCUUCAUAUCACACGAGCGCAGCAGGUGGUUAGCGGUCCUCUUCCCGGGGAUGAUUGGACCGUCUUCCAAUCCAAUCACUCCACCUACGAGCCGGUUCUGCUGGCGAAAACCCGUACGGCAGAGAGCGUCGGGCUCGGUGCUCUUCUGCACACCUCAGUGGUGCAAGAUCUCGGGCUGCACGAUGGGAUCCAGAGGGUCCUGUUCGGACACAACCUCUCCUUCUGGCUUCACAAGCUGGUGUUUGUGGACGCAGUGUCCUUCCUCACCGCAAAGAGACUGUCUCUGUCCCUGGACCGCUUCAUACUGGUGGACAUCGAUGACAUAUUUGUGGGCAAGGAAGGGACCAGGAUGAAGGUGGCGGACGUGAAGGCAUUGGUUGAAACUCAGAAUGAGCUGCGGAGGUCGAUUCCAGACUUCACCUUUAACCUGGGCUUCUCAGGGAAGUUCUUCCAUGCAGGUACUGAUGAGGAGGAUCUGGGUGAUGAUCUGCUGCUGUCAUACGUUCAUGAGUUCUGGUGGUUUCCUCACAUGUGGAGUCACAUGCAGCCGCACCGCUUCCAUAACCAGAGUGUGUUAGCGGAGCAGAUGAUCCUGAACCGACGCUUCGCUGAGGAUCACUCUAUCCCGACUCAUCUGGGUUACGCAGUGGCUCCUCAUCACUCCGGCGUGUAUCCCGUUCACAUCCAGCUGUACGAGGCCUGGAAGCGUGUAUGGGACAUCAGAGUGACCAGCACUGAGGAGUAUCCACAUCUCAAACCCGCUCGGUUCAGACGUGGCUUCAUUCACCACGGCAUCAGAGUCCUGCCCAGGCAGACGUGUGGCCUGUUCACACACACCAUCUUUCACAAGGACUAUCCAGGCGGCCCGCAGGAGCUGGAUCGGCUCAUUGACGGAGGAGAGCUGUUCCUCACUGUCCUGCUCAACCCCAUUAGCAUAUUCAUGACGCACCUGUCCAACUACGGGAAUGACCGUCUGGGUUUGUACACCUUCAAACGGCUGCUUAACUUCCUGCUCACAUGGACUCAUCUGAAACUACAGACGCUUCCUCCGCUGCAGCUCGCCGAGAAAUACUUCCACCUGUUCCCGUCUGACGCCGAGCCCCUCUGGCAGGACCCCUGUGAGGAUAAAAGACACAAGGACAUUUGGUCAAAAGAGAAAACCUGCGACCGCUUCCCAAAGCUGCUGCUCAUCGGCCCUCAGAAGACUGGAGCGACAGCUCUCUAUUUAUUUCUGGGGAUGCACCCUGAUCUGACCAGUAAUUACCCCAGUAAAGAGACGUUUGAGGAGAUUCAGUUCUUCAGCGGUCACAAUUAUCACCGAGGCAUCGACUGGUAUAUGGAAUAUUUCCCCCUCCCGUCUAACAGCAGCUCUGAGUAUUAUUUUGAAAAAAGUGCCAAUUAUUUUGAUUCGGAUGUAGCCCCGUCCAGAGCCGCAGCACUGCUGCCCAGAGCUAAAAUCAUCACGGUCCUGAGUGAUCCUGCAGACAGAGCGUUCGCCUGGUACCAGCAUCAGAGAGCUCAUGCUGACCCUGUGGCUCUGAAAUACUCUUUCCAUGAUGUCAUUACCGCAUCCCACAAUGCACCUGUGAAGAUGCAGAUUCUGCAGACGCGCUGCCUGGUUCCAGGAUGGUACGCCACACACCUCAGGCGCUGGCUCGACCACUAUCACCACAGCCAGAUUCUGGUUGUGGACGGUCAGACGUUGAAAACAGAUCCAGCUUCAGUCAUGGAGAAGAUCCAGACGUUUCUGGGUUUGGAGAAUCGAGUCGACUAUCACAAAAUACUGGCGUUUGACCCAACAAAAGGCUUCUGGUGUCAACUGCUGGACGGAGGACAGACCAAGUGUUUAGGGAAGAGUAAAGGACAGAGAUACCCAGACAUGGACACACAGUCUCAGGUGUUUUUGAGGAACUACUACAGAGACGGUAACAUCGAGCUCUCGAAACUGCUGUAUAAAAUGGGUCAGAAUCUGCCCAGAUGGCUCAGAGAGGCACUUCUCAACAUCAGGUAACAGAGUCUCUCGCCAUGCUGGAUGUCACAAACGUCUGGAGUGCCAGAGGAUCAUCCGGACUGGACAACAUGGAGUUGGGCGUACAGGAGGAACAGACCACCUGACUGGAGUUUGCUCUUGCCUAGAUGAGUUUCAGCCGUUUCAUCAAGGAAAGCACCUAAAAAUGAAUUUAAAGAACUGACUUAAAAGCACAUUAACUCAGUGAUGCUAAAGGCCAGUAUUUAUGAACUAACUCAUAUCUGUCCUGUUAUUGACACUGGAUCAGACUGUGCUGAACUAAUAUGAAGAUCUGAAUUCAAGAAGAUCACCCUGCUGACAGAAUUCACUUCGCAGAGACUGAGACGAGACAGUGAUUGUGUGUAAUGUUGCAAACUUAUGAACAAUUUUUUUACUCAACAAAUUUGAUACAGAGUCAAUACAGUUUUAUAAAGAAGUCAAAAAUCAUGACAAUGAACUGAUAUGGACAUCUGCAUUGUUUUUUUUUUUUUUCAUUUGUAACUAGUUUGGGGUAGUUUUAUGUUUUCUAACAUGGACGUUAAAGGAAUCGUUUCACUCACCCUCAUGUCUUUCCGAAUCGACGGACCUUCUUUCAUCUGUGAAACUCUGUCAAAGCUCUAAGAAUGACAGAAAAGUACCUAACACUACUGAUUUGUACACUAUUUUCCUGGUCUUCAGAAGUCAUGUGAUCCUUUGAGUGACAGGCUGAAAUUUAAUUUUUAUUCAUGUUCAUUCUAUGAAAUAUAAUCUUUUGUGUUUCACAAAAGAAAGUCAUACACGAAUGACAUUACUGUGAGUAAAUUGUUUUUGGUGAGCUAUCCCUUUAAAUUUGCAGCUCUCAAGUUAAAUAGUAGAGAAAUCUUUAGUUUUUACAUCAGCACAGAGACUCAUUUCUAAUGUAGUGCAGCUCUUAUAACAUGAGUUUACAAUUUAAAGUGUGAUUUAAGUGUUUAUUGUAUGAGAACAGCCUGUUUUCAUAAUGUCAGUGUGUCAGUUUAUUUUCUCAUUAUGGUUGAAACACAAAACUGGUGAUUUUAUUAGGGGGAAUGUGUUAUUGAAGCAAUAGCUCACCCAAAAACUAAAAGGAUGUUUUUUACUCGCCCAUGUGUCAUUCAAAACCCGUCAGUGGAAUAUAAAAAUGUUGUAUGAAGUCUGUCUUCUGAACUUAUAUGAUAUUUACGCUCCAUUUCUUCAAUCUCAUUCACAGGUUUGAUGUCAGUGAAAUCAAACACCGCUGGCUUUCAUGUGUCUCAUAACUGCAUUUUUCCCUUAAUGUUCCUGACUUUUUUUUAUUUAUACAUUCAUUUUUUCCCCAUAAAGGUCAGCUGUCGCCUGUGUUCACUAGAGCUGGUGUGAAUUUCUCUCAUGCAUGAAGAUGAGAUUAUAAUGCACUGAAUAUUGGGCAGAUGAUGAAAAGAUCUGUCCUUUAUAGGAAACCUGUGGUGGUACCAUGGUAAGAAUACAGUGCCGUUAUCAGUUUUAUUACUCUAGUAGUGUUCAAAAACAUGGUAUUACCAUGGUUUCUAUGGAUUAUUGAUAUGGUAAUACAAAUAUAUGUAAGUAGAUUGAAGCGUCUUUCACUACAUGAUUCACAAAUUAAUUCUCAUGUUUUCUUCUUUGUUUGAUGUCUGACCUGGUCAAACAGAUGCAGAUUAGAACUGAGCAAAAUAAAACUCUGCUACUAAUG